Hordeum vulgare subsp. vulgare (domesticated barley) is the source of this 1613-nucleotide messenger RNA. Its product is annotated as cysteine protease XCP1-like. NCBI's taxonomy places the organism in Eukaryota, Viridiplantae, Streptophyta, Magnoliopsida, Poales, Poaceae. The transcript is spliced from 4 exons. Gene Ontology annotation, cellular component: lysosome. The coding region runs from base 309 to 1415 and encodes 368 amino acids. The record is from RefSeq and is a predicted model, not a curated record. Gene Ontology annotation, molecular function: cysteine-type endopeptidase activity.
GUGUGCAAGGCUGCAAGCAUCGGCUACUCAUCACUAUUCUAAUGCAUGCGCUACCUAAACCAAAGAUUUAAACAUGAUCAAGAAAGAGCAUACCUGCAAGCUGCAAUCGCAGCUUCCUCAUAAAGCAAGGUACUAGCUAGCUAGUCCAAAAUCUUCAACCACAAGGGCUACAUCAGGUGAGGUGAGAUGAAUCGCUUGCUUGCAAGAAACAUGCAUGGCUACCCAGCGAUCGGUAUAUAUGAUUAUGAAGGUGUCCAUUUGUUUCCGGCAGUUCCAUGACAAGAAGCAGUGCUGAUUAAUCUGUCGCCAUGGAUUCAGAGCUCUCGAUAGUGUUCUUCUUGCUGCUAGGCUUUGCAGCAUGUUCUUGUUCUUGUUCUUCUUCUCGCGCCACCCACCACCAUGACCCCUCGGUCGUCGGGUACUCGCAGGAGGAGAUCGCGCUGCCUAACAGGAUCCAUGAUCUCUUCAGCUCCUGGUCGGUCAAGCACAGCAAGGUCUACGUGACCCCGAAGGAGAAGGUGAGGAGGUACGAGGUGUUCAGGCAGAACCUGAAGCACAUCGUGGAGACCAACCAGAGGAACGGGAGCUACUGGCUGGGCCUCAACCAGUUCGCCGACGUCGCCCACGAGGAGUUCAAGGCCGGCUACCUAGGGCUGAGCACCGGCUUGGCCGGCGCCGGCGUGCGGCCGCGCGGUCCGACGACGGCGUUUCGGUACGAGGCCGCCGUGGACCUGCCCUGGGAGGUGGACUGGAGGAAGAAGGGGGCCGUGACGCCGGUCAAGAACCAGGGGAAAUGCGAUUGCAUUGCAGGAAGCUGCUGGGCCUUCUCGACGGUGGCGGCGGUGGAGGGGAUAAACCAGAUCGUGACGGGCAGGCUGGAGUCGCUGUCGGAGCAGGAGCUGAUGGACUGCGACAGCACCUUCGACCACGGCUGCGGAGGCGGCCUCAUGGACUUCGCCUACGCCUACAUCGUGGGGAACCAGGGGAUCCACACUGACGGCGACUACCCCUACCUCAUGGAGGAGGGCGACUGCAAGGAGAAGCAGCCUCACUCCAAGGUCGUCACCAUAAGCGGCUACGAGGACGUGCCGGAGAACAGCGAGCUGAGCCUGCUCAAGGCGCUGGCGCACCAGCCCGUCAGCGUGGGCAUCGCCGCAGGGAGCAGGGACUUCCAGUUCUACAAAGGGGGGGUGUUUGAAGGAACGUGUGGCGCUCAGCUGGACCACGCGCUGACGGCCGUCGGAUACGGCGAGGACUACAUCAUCAUGAAGAACUCGUGGGGCGGGGGCUGGGGCGAGCAAGGCUACUUCAGGAUCAAGAGGGGCACCGGGAGGCCCGAGGGCGUCUGUGACAUCUACAGGAUCGCCUCGUACCCGACCAAGAACAACGGCACGGGCUGGGGGUGGGGGGCCUGAUUUUGUCAGCAUAUAUAAAAUGUCUUUGAAACUCGUUCGUUCAUGGUUCGUUCCAAGUGCUAGCACGCGGAAGUCGGAUGCAACAUGGCUUUUUUUCUUUUUCUCGAACACGAAGCGACAUCGUUCAAAGUUCAAACAAGUUGGCGGUGGCCUGUAAAACAACAAUUGGCUCCGUUGAGAAGACUCGGUUGUUCUUCA